This is a messenger RNA of Gopherus flavomarginatus (Mexican gopher tortoise), 2321 nucleotides long. It is a transcript of the gene ZFAND2B, whose product is annotated as zinc finger AN1-type containing 2B. The record is from RefSeq and is a predicted model, not a curated record. NCBI's taxonomy places the organism in Eukaryota, Metazoa, Chordata, Testudines, Testudinidae. The transcript has 10 exons. Gene Ontology annotation, biological process: proteasome-mediated ubiquitin-dependent protein catabolic process; protein targeting to ER. Gene Ontology annotation, cellular component: cytoplasm; endoplasmic reticulum. Gene Ontology annotation, molecular function: zinc ion binding. Bases 119 to 937 code for a protein of 272 amino acids.
CGUAUCGCUGACGUCAUCGCGUCGGCGUGUCCGCCCCGCGGAAGUAGGAGCGAGUCCGGGGUCGGGCGGGGUCGGUCCCACAUCGGCCGCCGGGGGACCCGGCGCCGGCCCCACUGCCAUGGAGUUCCCAGACCUGGGCGCACACUGCUCCGAGCCGACCUGCAAGUGCCUGGACUUUCUCCCUCUGAAGUGCGACGCGUGCGAGCAGAUAUUCUGCACCAACCACAUCACCUACACCCAGCACCAGUGCACCUCUGCCUACAAGAAGGAUGUGCAGGUCCCCGUGUGCCCCCUCUGCAGCAUCCCCAUCCCUGUCCAAAAGGGGCAGAUGCCUGAUGUGGUGGUGGGGCAGCACAUCGACCGACACUGCAAAUCCGACCCCGCCCAGCGCAAGCGCAAGAUUUUCACCAAUAAGUGUCUGAAGCCCGGCUGCAAGCAGAGGGAGAUGAUGAAGGUGAUCUGCGACCAGUGCCACGGGGACUUCUGCCUCAAGCACCGGCACCCCCUGGAUCACGACUGCAAUGGGGCAGGGCGCCCCCUCUCCAGAGCCGGACACGCUGCGGUGGCAAGAGCCCAAGCAUCCUCCUCUGUGGCAGCCGGGACAUCAAGCAGAGGAGCUGCCAGGCCGGCAGCCAGCCCCCCUGCUCUGGCUCCAAGCAGAGGCGGCAUGAUGGCGACACCGCAGCCCAGCAGCACCUCGCCCCCAGCUGUUGCGCUGCAGAAUGGACUGAGCGAAGAGGAGGCGCUGCAGCGAGCCCUGGAGAUGUCCCUGGCAGAAUCGGCACCUGGCUCAGCACGGGCGCUCAGCAGUGCGCAGGAGGAGGAGGACCUGGCCCUGGCGCGGGCGCUAGCCGCGAGCGAGGAGGAGUACCAGAGGCGGCAGCGGCAGCAGGCCCAGAGCCGGAGCUCGAGGCCAUCAGACUGCAGCAUGUUCUAGGCUGGGAGCACCACAAUGCCUAGGGCCUCUCUGCAGUGCCACCGGGUACCAUCACUGUUCCAGCUCUGCCAGGCCCUGCCCGAGUGCCACCUGCCGAGGGCCAGCAGGGCUUCUCCUGCCUCUUCCACAGCUGGAAACAACCUUGGGAUCGAGGGUUGGCGUUGUGCCUUGGUCCCUCACCCCCCUGGCACAGUGCCGUGAAAGGGGGGCGGGGGGUGCCCAUGGCCUGGAGGUGGAGUGUUCCAGCCGGCGUGUCCUGAUCCCAAUACCUUCGCUCUGACCCGGGCUGGCUGCAUGCUGGGUCAUGUCCAGCCCCCUGCCCCACAUACUACACAGGGGUGAGGGCAGCCCCCCAGCUCAGCGUUGCCCUGCACCGUGUGGGGGGGCCCUGCUGGAUGUUUUAAUGGGACUGGCUGCUCUGCUCUCUUCUUCCUUCCUAUGCCAGGCUGCCUGGGCAGGAACUGCCCCCCCACACACACGUCAGCUCCCUGGGGUGCCCAGUGGGGUUGGGGGGGUUGUACCCUCAGUCAAUGGCUGGGUAACGCUCAUUUCCCCCCAUGGGGAUAGCCCUGGCCACAUCAGGCACAGGGGGGCCCUGCAGCUGCGUUCUGUGCUGACCACGCUAUGUAGCAGAGCCCCCUGCCCCACAAGGCCUGGCACCUGCCCAGCUGUGACGUAAUCCCUGGGGAGCCCCUGCUGUCCUCUAGGCAGGGCUCAGCUGGGGGCCAGGCCAACCUUUCUCAGCCCCUCCCCUGAACUCGGCUGCUGGAUGUGGGGCAGGAAGAGCAGCUGCCGUGUUUCUCCUGGGAACACAGCCCCUCUGCACAGUGAUCACUGACUGCUCCACUGCCUCUGCCAAGAGCCCCCCCCCCCCAACACCAGCCCUUGCCCUGAGGCAUCACUGACCUCCGAGGGGAGCCCUGGUGGAGCAUCUCCCGUGGCUAUAGGGACCAGGCCUCGGGAGUCUUCCCCUGAGCAGCCCCUUCUAGUCCUGCUGAAUUCAGGGCAAGGGGGCUGGCCUGGUGUGAGGCCGGGGCCCUGGCAGCAGGCUGCUGGGGGCUGGGGGCAGCGCUGGCUCUCCUCAGCCCGGGCCUUUCGCUGGCAUACGCUGCCCGAGAUGCUCAGUGCAGACACUUGGACACACGGGGAGCUGCUUCCCCUCCAGCCCUGGGUGCUGCUGGGUCUUGUGUAGUGGGUAACGGCUGCAGCCGGGCAGGUAGCAGGCCAGGGCCUGUGGCUGCUGUCUCCCUGCACCCUGAGUGUGCGCCUGGCCCGGCUGGGGCACUCAGGAGUGGGGGGGGAGGGGGGCGAAAGGAAGCUCUGCAGGGCUCGAGCUUUCUGGCUACUAAGUGCUGCCUCGGGAGAAAUAAAGUCCUACCCAAAA